Molecule: messenger RNA, 3570 nt
Organism: Linum trigynum
Lineage: Eukaryota; Viridiplantae; Streptophyta; Magnoliopsida; Malpighiales; Linaceae
Source: the annotation of a GenBank genome assembly
CACAAAAAAAAGGUGCAUUCUCCGUUCUCACGAAUUUUUGACAAUUCCACUCGGUUGGAAAAUUUUCAAAGGUAAGAGAAAAAUAAUGAUACAGAAAUUUACAUGGCCUAGCGUUGGAAAUGGAAAUGUUUUCUAAACAAGUUCCUGCUUCCCCCUUUUUCUGAUCAACCAACGUACAGAUCGAUGUUCAUGUUUCUUACGUACAUACUCUUCUUGCAUAUAUAUAUAUAUAUAUACUCGAUCCACCAGUACUCAAAUCUCCCACGCAUUCAUUCUUUCUUUCCCAAUAGAUCCAACAUGGAAAGGAAACUAAUCUGGUCACCUUCUUCACCAUGCCUACUUCCUUUCACCUUUUUAUGCCUUCUUCUGUGUGCCGCAUAUUUACAACCGACUCAAGCUGAUGCUGCAGCCGGGACGAACCCGGCUCCGGCAGGAAACGGUGCCCCGUCCUGUGACGUCAAGCUCACGUCUGGAAAAGACAGAGCGACGAUCGAUAAUGGAAUCAUCGAACUAACCUUGACGAAUCCAGAAGGCUUUGUCCAUGGAUUAAAAUACCAAGGCGUCGAGAACGUGUUAGAAACGCACGAGCCGGAUGAUUUUGGAGGGUAUUUUGAUGUGUCAUGGGACCACCCAGGAGGAGAAGGAAAGACUGAACAGGUGAAGGGAACGAAGUUCACUGUCAUAACUGAGACAGCAGAUCAAGUGGAGCUGUCCUUCAGCAGCACAUGGAGUUCUUCUUCAAAAGAAUUGGUACCGCUCAACGUCGACAAAAGGUUCAUAGUACAAAAGGGCGUGUCAGGGUUUUACUGGUACGUGAUCGUGGAGAGGCUGAAAGGAUGGCCAGAUGCAGACAUGGAUCAACACCGAAUGGUUUUCCGGCCAAAAAUAAGCAUGUUCAAGUACAUGGCCGUAUCCGAUGACAUCCAAAGGAUGAUGCCGGCGUACAGAGAUCGAGAGACCGGACAGAAACUGGCGUACCCAGAAGCCGUGCUCUUGACGUCUCCGAUUGAGCCCGAAUUCAAAGGCGAGGUGGACGACAAGUAUCAAUACUCUCUGGAGAUGAAGGAUCACAGGCUCAAGGGCUGGAUCUCCGACGACCCCAAAAUGGGCUUCUGGGUCAUCUCCCCUAGCGAGGAGUACGCCGCCGGCGGGCCCAACAAGCCUGAGCUUACCUGUCACUGCGGGCCCAUUUGCCUUGCUAUGUUUACCAGCAUGCACUACGCUGGGCUGGACAUGGUCACAGAGUACAGGAAUGGAGAGCCAUGGAAGAAGGUGUUUGGCCCAGUUAUGGUUUACUUGAACUCCAUGUCUACCGAUCAUGCCGCUCUUUGGAAAGAUGCAAAAACACAGAUGGAGAAAGAAGUGCAGAACUGGCCCUACACUUUUGUUGCAUCGGCAGACUAUCUCCCGCCUGCUAAACGAGGAACUGUUUCCGGCCAAUUACUCGUUGAUGACAAAUUCUUAAGUCCGACUCCGAAAGAGGCAUGCAAAGCGUACGUGGGUUUGGCAUUGCCAGGGACCAAAGAUGUCUCAUGGCAAUUCGAUGUCAAGGGUUAUCAAUUUUGGACACAAACAGAUGAAAAAGGAAAUUUCCUGAUUAAAAAUGUGAUACCUGGAGAAUACAAUUUGUAUGGCUGGGUCCCAGGUGUUGUUAGCACUUUCAAGCAUCCUGAACUUAUCACCAUUCAACCAGGAAACGAGGUCAAAUUAGGUCCAGUUACUUACAAGCCACCUAGAAAUGGUCCAACGUUGUGGGAAAUCGGCAUUCCAGACCGUUCUGCUGACGAGUUCUUCGUACCAGACCCAAAUCCAAAGUUCAUCAAUAGAUAUUUCAUCGGCAAACCAAAUGAUAAGUAUAGACAAUACGGAUUAUGGGCUCGAUACGCUCAACUAUAUCCUAAGAAUGAUCUUGUUUUUGAUAUUGGUGUUAGUAAUUACAGCAAGGAUUGGUUCUUUGCUCAUGUUCUAAGAGAAGUAAAGCCGGAUGAUUAUGAAACAACCACAUGGCAGAUCAAUUUUGACCUUCCAGAAGUAUGCCCAACUGGAAAUUACACUCUCCAAUUGGCAUUGGCAGCCUCACUGGAAACAAAUACAUAUGUUUACGUAAACAAUUUAAAUGCUAAAGCUCCAGCAUUUGCAACGGGGAGAGUGGGGAAAGACAAUGCAAUUGCGAGACAUGGAAUUCAUGGAACUUAUUGGUUCUUUAGUGCAGGUCUACCUUCAAAAUUAUUUGUAAAGGGAAAAAACACAAUCUUCUUACGUCCGGCAAGAGGUGGAACCUCACCAUUCAUGGGAGUCAUGUAUGAUUACAUUAGGCUCGAAGCACCUCCCACCCAACCAUAAACGUCCCAAUCUUUCAUUUCCCAUUAUUUAAUUUCUUACAAAUACAUAUUAAGUCAUGAUUUCUUGUUUUGCCAUGCAAGUUCGCAACAAUUCAAAUUUUUUAAAGUAAAUAAACAAUUGGGAUUCUUUGUUGUAGAAUUGGUAGAUUGAUAGUGGAUUGGAUGAUUGUGUUGAGAAAUGUCAACAAUAUAUAAUUGUACAAGUGCGGCUGACUGCUAUGUAGAGACAACCCACCUUCUGAUUUUGGCAAUGCAAUUUUAUCCUAAGAAACCAAUGCCCUUUUCCUCUUUUUUGCUUCCCCAACUCCCCAUAUAUAAACCGAUAACAGAGUUUUCAACCUCCCUUAGCACCUUCAUAGGCUACAUAAAUAAUGUCAUCCAAUACUGCAUGAUAUAUACUUGUGACAACUGAAGAAAUCAGCUACAUUCUGCCCGCAUAACUCAACAUAUUAGCUUGCCAUGAUCUUAUUCUAAUAGUUAUAUUGUCGACAAACACCUUGCAGUCAUUGGAGGAGAGAUUCCUAGUGAUCAAAGGAACCCCCAAAGUAUCUAAUAAACUUUUGUCAUCCUUAUAAAUAAAAAAGAGAGUGUUAACUAUUGAACGAACAAGGUUUGUACUAUAUAGAGAAACAUGCAUAUGCUAGCCUUUUCUAACUACCUGAUUCCCGUGUUUUAUAGAUCUCUCCAUUCUGUUAGCAUAUAUAAUUUGGAAGAAUUGAUUUGUUCAUCUCAUUUCUAUUUAGGUGUUUGUUUGAGACUUUCAUGAAUAAACCUUUUAUUUUUCCAUAUUUUACGUAAAGUAGUGUGAUAUGGUGAUAUGUUAGGACCUACAUGUAUUAUGGAUUGAUGGAGGCAUGAUUUGAAACAUUGAAGGCAUAAUUGGAGCUCGUACAACGAGCACAAACCAAAUUCACUGUUGUGCAAUGUAUUUUUGGCUUUGUUAGGCCGUGUAUUUUCCACUUUAAACUGGGCUAUGUUGUAUUGAAAUUCACUGGAAAUCCAAAAACUACUAUCCUAAAUUUUGCUCGUGAAUUCUAUUAAUCAUGGGUUUGAGUAGUAGAAAGCUUAAUUUUUUAAGAGGAUCCAACUUUGGGUGAGAAAUAGAGUCCCAACAGUUUCUAUUGAGAGAACAUGAUAUAAGGGGUGGGAAUGAGAAGAAGAAGAACACCUAAAGGAAGCUUGAAAACAAGAAAGUGCUUGAAGAUCUUAAUGAAGAAGAUGGAUUUCA